This is a messenger RNA of Diabrotica virgifera virgifera (western corn rootworm), 1024 nucleotides long. Its product is annotated as arylalkylamine N-acetyltransferase 1. The transcript is spliced from 4 exons. Gene Ontology annotation, molecular function: N-acetyltransferase activity. NCBI's taxonomy places the organism in Eukaryota, Metazoa, Arthropoda, Insecta, Coleoptera, Chrysomelidae. The coding region runs from base 272 to 916 and encodes 214 amino acids. The record is from RefSeq and is a predicted model, not a curated record.
GUGACCAAGUAACCCCAAAAGAAUUAUUGAUAUAUGCAACAAAAGUCCUUGUUGUGUGAUUGAAAAAGAAACUAAACGACUUUUAUGGAUAAAAGUUAUCAUUUGGGAUAAAUAAUUCACUUAACAUAUAUGUUAUCAUACGUUAAUCUUUAUUGGUGUAUAUUUUAUCUAUUGGAGUAUCGACAAUUAUUUGAAGUUCACAAUACACAAACUAAAAAUAUAGUUUUAUUAGUUGGUUAUUAGAUUUUGACUGUGCAAAUGUCAUAACAUUAUGGCAGCAAAUGAUGUCAAUAUCAGACUUGUUCGUCCAGAUGAACAGGAAGCAGUUCGAGAUCAUCUCAGAAAAUUUUUCUACAGACAGGAACCUUGCAAUGAAUCUGUACAAAUCAUAACAGAAGAACGACCAAUUUGCCACGAUUUAGAGUCGUUUACGCUGCAAUUUUUCAAUAAUGGUUUAAAUCUUGUUGCAGAAUAUAAUGAAAAGAUUGUGGGAGUUUGCCUUAAUGUAAUGUUGGAAAGAGACAAGUUUGAGUUCGAAGAAUAUCCUGUAAAGGACGAAAGAUUUGUAAAAGUUGUACGAUUGUUAGAGUAUGCAGAAAGGAAAGUAGAUCUCUUUAAGAGAUAUCCCGAAGUUAAUAAAAUACUCUCUAUUUUUGUCUUAUCGGUGGAUGCGUCUCUUAGAGGCAAAGGAAUUGCAAAGAAGCUUACCAAUAAAUCAAAAGAACUUGCCAAAGAACACGGAGCCCAAAUGGUGUUUCUGGAAUGUACCAGUUUCUUUUCAGCCGCUGUGGCCAAAUCUUUAGGAUAUGAGUUAGUAUGGUCACUGGAUUAUGAAAACUACAAAGUUAAUGGUGAAGUAGUAUUAAAACCUGUCCAUCCGCAUAAGUCAUUGCAACUUUUUGUGUACAAACUGUGAUAUAUUUAAUUUAAAGUUAGAAAGUCAAGUAGAAUGUAUUUUAUAAAAAACUGAAUAUAUAUUUUAUCAGUAACUGAAAAAUAUUAAAUAAUAAAAGAAUAUUCGAAA